AUCUUCAUCUCAUCAAGUCAUCACAAACAUAGCCUCAUCAUCUCCCUCCAAUAGUUUGAUUAGCUAGCUAGAUAGAAUCCAAUGGCGUCCCUGAACAUCUACUCCUUGGUGUUGCUGGUGGUGGUUACAGUGGCCUUGGCGCCAAUGGCAGCCGUGGCCGGCGACCCGGACAUCCUGACCGACUUUGUCCCCCCUCCAGCGCUCGGCGGGCCAGUAAACAUCACCGGCGACUACUUCACUUUCACCGGUUUCCGGGCAACCGUGCCAGCGCCGUCGGCGCCGACAGCCUUUGCGAUCUCCAAGGCCUCCAUGGCGGAGUUCCCAGCGCUCAACGGACAGAGUGUGUCGUACGCCAGGCUCACAUUCCCCGCGGGCACCGUGAACCCGACCCACACCCACCCGCGUGCCUCCGAGCUGCUCCUUGUCAUCGACGGUGCGCUCUCUGUCGGCUUCAUUGACACCACCGGCAAGCUCUACACCAAGGACCUCAUUGCCGGUGACAUGUUUGUCUUCCCCAAGGGCCUCGUGCACUACCAGUCCAACCAGGGACCCAACCUCGCCGUCGCGCUGUCAGGAUUUGGGAGCGCCUCCGCCGGCACUGUGUCCGUGCCGGUCACCGUGUUUGGCACUGGAAUCGACGACGUCGUGCUCGCCAAGUCAUUCAAGACCGAUGUGGCCACCGUGCAGAAACUCAAGGCAGCCCUCACACCGCCAAAGAAGAAUUGAUAAUUCAUUGGCUCGUAUCCUAUGGUCGGUGCCGUUGCCAUGUUGGCGAUUUGCCAUGUCGUGUUUCGAUAUUGUUGUUCUUUUUGAAAUAACCUGCCUACCUGCCUAAAGGAUGGAAACCAAACUUUGUUGAGUUAUAUACCAAUGAAUCAUCAUCUUUAUUUGCUUUAA
Messenger RNA from Lolium perenne, 897 nucleotides. RefSeq names its product putative germin-like protein 9-2. Lineage: Eukaryota; Viridiplantae; Streptophyta; Magnoliopsida; Poales; Poaceae. Gene Ontology annotation, molecular function: manganese ion binding. The record is from RefSeq and is a predicted model, not a curated record.